Anopheles cruzii is the source of this 1399-nucleotide messenger RNA. RefSeq names its product protein phosphatase 1B-like. NCBI's taxonomy places the organism in Eukaryota, Metazoa, Arthropoda, Insecta, Diptera, Culicidae. The transcript is spliced from 3 exons. Gene Ontology annotation, molecular function: manganese ion binding; protein serine/threonine phosphatase activity; magnesium ion binding. Gene Ontology annotation, biological process: negative regulation of stress-activated MAPK cascade; protein dephosphorylation. The coding region runs from base 261 to 1334 and encodes 357 amino acids. The record is from RefSeq and is a predicted model, not a curated record. Gene Ontology annotation, cellular component: cytosol; nucleus.
UUUCCGACUUACCGUUCAACCGGCACGGAUGUUAUAAAACAGAAUCCCAUCUCGGAAGGGGCGAGAAGCAUGCGAGCUGAGAAGGCGAUCAUACAAUCCCGGGGAUAAGCAUUGCGCGAGAGAGUCACGAGAAGAAUAGCAUUUAAAGAGGGCGCCUCUGGCGGCGGUCGUGAAUACUUAAGGCGUACAGCGUACAGAGUAGACAGAAGCAUAGUGGAAUUUGUAGGGAACGUUCGGCGGGCGCUACUACAACAAACGGAAUGGGUGCCUUUUUAGAAAAGCCAAUUACGGUGAAACACAACGAGCAGGGCGAGGGCAAUGGGUUGCGGUUCGGUGUGGGCGCCAUGCAGGGCUGGCGGUGCGAGAUGGAGGACGCGUACCACGCGAAGACGGGCCUGGGCGAAAAGCUGGAGGACUGGAACUACUUUGCCAUGUUCGAUGGGCACGCCGGUGACAAUGUGGCGAAGCACUGCGCGGCCAAUCUACUGCAGCGCAUCGUGAGCACGACCGAGUUUAGUAACAACGAUAUAACGCGAGCCAUUCACGCCGGAUUCCUGAAGCAGGACGAGGCGAUGCGCGACAUUCCCGAGCUCGCGUCCGGCGUCGACAAGUCCGGCACGACGGCCGUCUGUGCGUUCAUUUCGCGCGACCACCUGUACAUAGCAAACUGUGGCGAUUCGCGGGCCGUGCUCUGUCGGAACGCGCAACCAAUCUUCACGACGCAGGACCACAAACCGAUCUUGCCGGGCGAGAAGGAGCGCAUCCAGAAUGCGGGCGGCUCGGUGAUGGUGCAGCGAGUGAACGGCAGUCUGGCGGUCAGCCGGGCGCUCGGCGAUUACGAUUACAAGAACGUGCGGUCACUUGGCCAGUGCGAGCAGCUCGUGUCACCCGAACCGGAAAUCUUCUGUCAGGACCGCGAUCCGGCCGACGAGUUUCUCGUGCUCGCCUGUGACGGUGUGUGGGACGUAAUGACCAACCUUGAGCUGUGCCAGUUCGUACACAAUCGGCUCCAGCUGUCGGACGAUCUGGUGGUGGUGGCGAACCAGGUAAUCGACACCUGCUUGCACAAGGGCAGCCGGGACAAUAUGAGCAUCAUCAUCAUCGCGUUUCCGGGCGCCCCGACGCCCUCGGAGGAGGCACAAACACGGGAGGCAGCGCUCGAGGCCCACUUGCGCAAGCGCGUAGAGACAAUACUGCGGCAGAUGAACGAGGUCGACUUUGGGGAACUGCUGCGCGAGCUGGGCGGUGAAGACAUUCCCGAUCUUCCGCCGGGCGGCGGUCUGCACGCCAAGUCCACCUUCGUUUCGGACGUGUUCAAGGAGCUGCAUCCAUAGCUAGCGGAUAGGUGCGAGCCCGGGAACUACUAAAAGGGCCGCCGAGUGCACACCGCCGUCAUCCG